Messenger RNA from Cryptomeria japonica (Japanese cedar), 2241 nucleotides. RefSeq names its product wall-associated receptor kinase 1. Gene Ontology annotation, biological process: protein phosphorylation; cell surface receptor signaling pathway. The transcript is spliced from 3 exons. The coding region runs from base 1 to 2223 and encodes 740 amino acids. Gene Ontology annotation, molecular function: ATP binding; calcium ion binding; polysaccharide binding. Lineage: Eukaryota; Viridiplantae; Streptophyta; Pinopsida; Cupressales; Cupressaceae. The record is from RefSeq and is a predicted model, not a curated record. Gene Ontology annotation, cellular component: plasma membrane.
AUGUCGUUCUGUAAACAGAUGGCGUGGGAUGUCGUUGACCUAAUUCUUAUUUGUUGCUAUUUGGCCACCCCUGCCGUUGCACAAUGCAAUCCGGAAUGGUGUGGAUCCCAGAAUGUCAGUUUUCCAUUUUGGAUAUCCAAUUCGAGUUGUGGGCUUCCCGGAUUUCAGAUCAAAUGCAUACAGAAGGAGAACGGGAAUCGGAGUCUAUUUCUUGGAACUUCUGUAAAUUCAACAGAAACGGAUCUUGAGAUCCCGGAGAUGAGUUACGCCGGCUCUCUGGUAAUAAAUUCCACUGAUCUAAAAGCCAUCUCGUGUAAUUAUACAAACGAUGCCUCUCUCAAUUUCACGCUACCUGCGGAUGGCCCCUUCACCAUUUAUUCUUCCAAUAAAUUCGUGGUCAUUGGUUGCAGCGCAAUAGGUUCUUUCAGUCUUAAAGCUGGGGGAGGGGCAUGUCGAUCUGCAUGUAUAACACAGUAUGAUCCAAGCUACUGCAACACCUAUGGUUGCUGUGAAGCUGGUAUUCCAGGAAAUGAGAGGGCGAUAAACUUCACGGGUGGGGGAAACUGCGGAUUCUCCACUAUUCUGGACCCAGAUACUUGGAAUUUGCCUCAAGGCGAACUUGGUUUGUAUGCGAGGGGUCAUUACGGCAUGCGCCUCCAGUGGGGCAUCGGCAAUGGAAAUUGUUCCACGGCCAAAGGAAAAGCGAAUUACUUUUGCGCCGAUGCAGGUGAAUGUUUGAACACAACACGGGGCGCCUAUGUAUGCAAAUGUCUUACGGGCUAUGAAGGAAGUGGGUACUCUAAAGGCACCGGUUGCACAGAUGUGGAUGAAUGCAGUGAAGGAGGCUUAAACCAGGGCUUUGAACCAUCGCAGGGGGGUAUAUGUCAUAAUCUUCCUGGCACUUACAACUGUUCAUGUGCAAAGCAUUACAGGGGAGACGGCUUUCAAAACGGGACAAGAUGCCAGUCGCCGAGCUCAAAUAACUCUCUAAGAUCUGCAAUUAUAGGCUUUCUUUCUUCAUUCGUUGGAGUUUCAUUUGCAGCAUGUGGAUUAUUUUGGUGCCUGAGGAGGCGACAGUUGAAGUAUGCUGGUGACAAAAAUUUCAUAGAAAAUGGGGGGGUUGAGAUGGAGGAACGCAUAGCUUCCAUGGGAGGUAGAAAAAGCCUUAGAAUGUUUUCUGAAAUCGAGUUAAAAACAGCCUCAAACAAUUACUCAAUAGAGUUAGGGAAAGGUGGCUUUGCAACCGUGUACAAAGGAGUUCUACCAGAUGGCAUGCCAGUGGCGAUCAAAAAGCCCAAAUCAUUUUCCCCUGAGUUCAAUAACGAAAUUGUGGUUUUAUCCCACAUCAAUCACAGAAAUGUAGUGAAAUUGAUUGGUUGUUGUCUCCGUACUCAACUUCCUUUGCUUGUCUACGAAUUUGUGCCGAAUGGAACACUCUUUCAACAUCUACAGUCUCCAGAGAAGCACUUGUCCUGGGAAAGAAGGCGACAGAUUGCAAUAGAGACUGCAGAGGGUAUAGCGUAUGUACACCGCGAAGCUUCUCAGCCUAUUUUCCAUCGUGACAUAAAAUCAUCGAACAUUCUCCUAGAUGACAGAUUUACUCCAAAAGUGGCAGAUUUUGGUAUUUCUCGUCUGCGACCUUCUGACGAAAUGCAUCUCAGCACCCUUUUCCCUUCUGGCACUCCAGGUUAUGUGGAUCCCGAAUUCAUAAGAAACAACCAAUUUACAGAGAAGAGUGAUGUUUAUAGCUUUGGUGUUGUUUUGCUCGAGCUUCUCACUGGUUUAAAACCCUUGUUGUCUCGACAAGAUCAGAUGUACACUUUAUACGACCAUGUGCUAUCUGCAAUUAACGGCGGCUGCUUAAUUCAAAUCUUAGAUCCCAAAGUCGUGGAUGAGGAAAAUCAAGGGCAGAUGGAGAAUAUGGCAAAACUCGCCAAGGCAUGUUUGCACGAGGAAGGAAUGGCAAGGCCGUCGAUGAGAGAGGUAGUGGAGGAGCUUGUUUGGAUAAGAGCAACUUCAAAACAGGCAGGACUUUUAAAUAGGGAUGCGACUCUCCCUAUGGAGAAGGCACGUUCCACACGGACAACACUUGAGCAUUAUAGCGGGCGACUCCUCGAUGAGAAUACUUCAUGGGAUCAUCACACUUCUCUCUCUCAUACUCAUACUGCAUCUGAGGACCCUUCGAGUUCGUUGAUUCAGAUGUCAAAUAUGAAUGGAAGAUAAUCGAGAGGAGACAAAGUA